Molecule: messenger RNA, 3325 nt
Organism: Harmonia axyridis
Lineage: Eukaryota; Metazoa; Arthropoda; Insecta; Coleoptera; Coccinellidae
Exons: 2
Coding region: 578-1402 (274 amino acids)
Biological process (GO): DNA recombination; DNA integration
Molecular function (GO): DNA binding
Source: RefSeq, a predicted model, not a curated record
AAUCUACCCAAAAUCACUAAGAAAUUACUUCAAGUGUUGAAGUUGGAUGAAUUAGAGGAAGAUAUAGUGAAUAGUUACAGAAUGGGAAAACAUGAUAAAGCACCUAUCCUAAUUGAAACGAAAAAUUUAAACUCAAAAAUAAAGAUAAUAACAGCAGUUAAACAGAAAAAGGGUAUACGAUUCAAUGAAUGUGGCUUUGAAGGUACAAAUAACAAUAUCUUUUUCAAUGAUGAACUUACCACAUUCAACAAACAACUUUUCAAGAAAGUGAGAGACUUUAAAACAUCCAACAAAUGUAAGGGAGCUUUUUGUGCGAACGGGAGGGUCUACCUGAGAAGAAAUGAUUCGGAACCGCCUAUAAGAAGCAAAAACGAGGAUGAUCUAAUAGCAUUGAGUAACCGAAGCUGAAGUUGCCACGUAUUAGUGGAGAAAUAUACGUUUUAUAUUUUGUUUUUUUUUGCAAUGGAGGGAAUAAAUGUUCUUUAUUUCAUACUGCAUGAAAUAUAAAAACCAAAUUGUUUUGGUUUUCAGAACAAAACGAAUUAUCUUUAUUAAGAAUUAAGUAGGCAUAGUUGCCAUGAAAUAUGACAUAGAUGGAAGUAAAUUUCACGAAUUGGAAGCGUUUCUCAAACGCAAAAGUAAAGGCUAUGAGCCAAAAAAGUCUCAAGUGUUUAGUCGGGAAGAUAUUGUCAAAUUUUUGAAGAAUGCGUCUGAUCAAAAAUACUUACUUCAUAAGGUAGUUUUGAUUAUGGGUUAUUUCGGGGGCUGUAGAUGUCAAGAACUUUUGAAUAUGAAAAUUAAUCACAUCGAAGAUAGGGGCUCUGUUAUGGUGGUUGACAUUCCGGAAAGUAAAACAGAUAUUCGUAAGAGAUUUACUAUUGUGGAAGAAAACGAGUUCUCUGCAUUGAGUCUAGUGAGGAAGUAUAUGCUUCUACGUCCAUCGGGCCCGGAAAGAUUUUUUCUAACGUAUCGAAGAAAACGUUGCUCAGUUCAACCGGUUGGAAAAAAUACAUUCGGGAAAAUUCCAAGCAAAAUUGCUAGUUUUUUGGAAUUGUCGAAUCCAGAAGCAUUCACAGGACAUUGUCUGCGAAGGACUUCUGCGACUGCCUUGGUCAAUGCAGGAGCAAAUAUGACAACAUUGAAGAGACAUGGUGGAUGGCGAAGUUCAACGGUGGCAGAAGGGUAUUUGGCCGACAGCAUGGAAUUGAAAAACAAAACUGCAAGAAUGUUAGCUGGCAUGUCAGAUGAAAGAAGGGAAACAACUUCAUGUUUGAAUACAGUCAUUAACAGUGACAACCGUUUAAUAGAAAAUCCUUGCAAUUCGGGUAACAACUUUAAUGGUAAAUUCGACAACUGUCGGUUUAUUUUUGUGAACACUUUAGAGGGAGUUAAAGAUCUAUAACUGCCCUGUUUAACUCCCAAGGGAGUUAUGACAAUGUUUAUAGUUACGGUAACUAAGCAUUUAUGCCUUUGUAAUGUAUCAGUAUGAAAUAAAAUUAAUUAUCUAUCUUGUGAGUUAUUGGAUUUUAACCACCUCGGGCAACGCAACAAUCCCUCGGGACUUACGUUCCUUCGGGAUUGAAAUCUGUUGCCCUCUGUGGUUAAAACCCUCUUAACUCCCUUGAUACAUAAAUAACUAUUAUUUGAAUAUUAGGAGUUUAAGGAAUAAAAUGGAGGAGUUAGUACAUUUGUUGGAGGUUGAUUUUGGGGGAAGCAUUGAUGUUUUAGUUUUGACGGAGACCUGGUUAUAUCCAAGUGAAGUUGAUUUCUACAAUAUCAGAUCAUACGUUGCCAUACACGAUUGCAGAGAUUCUAGAGGAGGCGGAACGGCUAUAUAUCUCAGGGAACAUUUAAAAUACACAGUUGAUUAUGAUAGGGAUGAUAAUAUGAAGGACUGUAACUUUUCAAUUGUACACCUAAUAGAGCAAAAUCUAAAAAUAAUAUCAAUUUAUAGACCGCCUCACAAUGCUGUUAAAACUUUCCUCAUGGGAUUUGAAAAUAUUUUAGAAGGACAAAAAUGUCCAUGCCUUGUGGUUGGAGAUAUCAAUAUAGACGUAAUGAAGAGUUCACCUAUUUCAACUGAAUACAAAAAUUUAAUAACAAUUAAUGCAUUUGAAAUUCAAAAUCAUAUAUCCCCGAAUGAGUCUACUAGGAUAAACGACAAAAGUUCAACGAUUAUUGAUCAUGUCAUUGCAAAUAAAAACCUGAGAUGCAAAAUCAACUGUUAUGACUAUUAUUUUACGGAUCAUAGCAAAUAAAAGUAAACAAAGUAAAGAAUAAGAGGAGGAAUAAAUUGUUUACUAAAGUGAAACUUGAUACAGAAAAAAUGAUCAAUUUAGUGGGUAGUCGAAUUGAAAGAGAGCAGACACUGGACUUUAAAUCAUUGACUGAUAUUGUAGUUCAAAGUAAAGAGGAGUCUUCGAGAAAUAAAACUUUGAAAAUAAGGGAAGGAAAUGAAUGGAUAACACACGAAUUUAUAGAACUAACCAAGCAAAGAGACAAGGCAUACAAACGAUGGAAAAUACUAUCAAAUGAUUUUACUACGAAUGAGUUUAAAAGAUUAAAAAAUAGAGUAAAUAACCUGCGAAACAAAUUAAAGAAAAGUCAUAUAGAGCGAAAAUUAUUUUUGGCUAAGAAUCACAUGAAUAAGACGUGGGAUGUACUAAAUACGCUGAUUGGUAGAAAAGAGAAAGAAAGGACAAAGAAAAUUAACAGAAUGAUGGGACACGAUGGGAAUGUGAGAGACAAUACCACAGAGAUUGUAAAUGAAUUGAACAGUCAUUUUUCCACAGUGGGAGCAAAACUGGCAAAACAAAUAAAGAAAAAAGAUGGUUUAAAUUUACCAGAGGAUGUUGUACAGAAUAGUAUAUUUCUUAGCCCAACAAAUGGUACUGAAAUUUUCAAAAUAAUUAAUGAGUUACGAAAUAGUGCACCUGGAGCUGAUGGUAUUACAAGGAAAGAUAUUGUCAAUCUUUUUCCAAUCAUAGAACAGGUACUCGUUAAACUCAUCAACAAAAUAUUGGAGGAAGGUAUAUUUCCGGAAGAAUUAAAGAUAUCUAAAAUUAUACCAGUAUACAAAAAAAAGGGACGCGAAGACGAUCCUAAUAAUUAUAGACCCAUAUCGGUUAUAACGACAUUUGCGAAAAUUGUAGAAAAUAUUCUGAAAAAUAGAAUAAUUGAAUUUGUGAAUAAAACAUUCAAAUUCGACAUUAACCAGUAUGGGUUUCAAAAAAAUAGUAGCUGUGUUGGUGCAGUUGUUGAUAUGGUGGAUUUUAUAACUGAAGAAAUAGACAAGAAUAAAUAUGUAAUUGUGGUCUUCAUUGAU